ACGGAAACCAUUUUCAUCAUCACUGUCGCCAUCAACAUCACCCUCGCCGGAAAUCAUCAAAACCCAUCAAAAGUUGAAAAAUCAUCACCAUCGCCAUCAUCAUCACCCUCGCCGGAAAUCAUCAAAACCCAUCAAAGCUCAACAUCAUCACCAUCGCCAUCAUCAUCAACGCAUAAAUCAUCUUUCAUCGCCAUCAUCCUCGCCGGAAAUCAAAGCCCAACAUCACUGUAUCAUCAUUAUCAUCAAAAUGAAACGAAAUCAGGUUACCCUGAUUCAUCUAUCAAGCUUCAUAGUCAUGAAGCAAAAGCCUUUGCUGCUAAAAGGAAAGAAUCUUUUGGUAGCAAUGUUCUUUACUAUGAUAGACAAGCCAUUGCAUUGAAUGAAGCUGAUGCAUUAGGAUACAGAACAUGCAGAGAAAUUGAAGGACCUUUUUUUGAUUACAUUCAGAAACAGUUUAAUAAACCGGUUCUUACUUCAGGACCGGUUAUACUUGAAAACCCAAAUUCUGUUUUGGAUGAAAAAUGGGCUAAUUGGCUUGGUGGAUUCAAAACAGAUUCAGUUGUUUAUUGUUGUUUUGGAAGUGAAUGUAUUUUAAGGCCAAAUCUAUUUCAAGAAUUAAUGUUUGGUCUUGAGUUAACCGGUAUGCCAUUUUUUGCAGCAUUGAAACCUCCUUUUGGUUUUACAACAAUUGAAGAAGCAUUACCAGAAGGGUUUUUAGAAAGGGUUGAAGGAAGAGGUGUUGUUUAUGGUGGUUGGGUUCAACAACAGUUGAUUAUGGAACACCCUUCUGUUGGAUGUUUCAUUACACACUGUGGUUCAGGUUCUUUGUCUGAGGCAUUGGUGAAUAAAUGUCAAUUGGUUUUGUUGCCAAAUGUUGGUGAUCAGAUAUUGAAUGCUAGAAUGAUGGGAAAUAAUUUGAAAGUUGGUGUGGAAGUUGAGAAAUGUGAAGAUGGAUUGGAUACUAAGGAUAGUGUUUGUAAAGCUGUUAGUAUUGUGAUGGAUGAUGAGAAUGAAAUUAGUAAGGAAGUAAAGGCUAAUCAUGAAAAGAUUAGAGAGAUGUUGCUUAAUGAAGAUCUCGAGUCAUCUUAUAUUGAUGAUUUCUGCAAGAAGCUUCAAGAGAUUGUUUUGGAAAAUAAUUGAUUUAUCUUUAUGGAGUAUAACAUGGUCAGUCAUUACCAUCGUUUCAGUUUGGGAGUCGGUUUGUAUGGAUUUUGUCUCUCUUUUGAUAGGUAUGCUUGUAAAGAAAUUAUGUUAUGUCGAGGCUUCAAAUUUGAUAGCAAAUUUUGCUAUCUUUCAAUUGAAAGUAUAAAAUUGAUUACUACUUUAGUUUCCCUUAUACUAUCAUACUAGUGGAAUAUUGAAAGAUUAAAAAGGAUUGCUAUUUUGUUUUUUUUUUUUUUUGUUACAAUUGCUACUUUACUUGAUUGUAUAUACUUGCUUGAUAGUCUUCUAUGAGAAACCAAAAUACUUGUCUAAUGGUUUUGUAAUAGAACAUUAUUAUUGUUAAAUGAUUUUAUAUAAAGAUUAUACACUGAAAC
Messenger RNA from Trifolium pratense (red clover), 1538 nucleotides. RefSeq names its product UDP-glycosyltransferase 79B30-like. The annotation marks the transcript as partial. NCBI's taxonomy places the organism in Eukaryota, Viridiplantae, Streptophyta, Magnoliopsida, Fabales, Fabaceae. The transcript is spliced from 2 exons. Gene Ontology annotation, molecular function: UDP-glycosyltransferase activity. The record is from RefSeq and is a predicted model, not a curated record.